Trichobilharzia szidati is the source of this 4686-nucleotide messenger RNA. The record is from the annotation of a GenBank genome assembly. Lineage: Eukaryota; Metazoa; Platyhelminthes; Trematoda; Strigeidida; Schistosomatidae.
AUGACUAUUACCACAGCCUGGAACAACAUGAUACAUAGGUCCAUGUGUAUAACAGUGACAGUUUUACUGAUUAAUCAUGGCUACUGUGAUAGAGAUUUAACCAGAUCGGUUAAAUUAUUCACAGGCUCAAUGAUCGACAUCGACUACUGGUCAGCGUAUCGUCUUCCUAAUCAGUCAACUGUCUGUGAUCAAUUCAUCAAUUCAUAUUACUUAGAUGAUCCUAAAGAAGAAAACAGAUAUGUAACUUUUGCUGGCUCUCUGUCAUCUUCGCCUACAGUAGCAUCAAGGGGUGUUGCAUCAGCGGCCUCCUCCGCCGCCGCCGCCUCUCCAUCUUCAACGUCGUCAUCAACAUUAUCAUCAUCUUCGUCAAAUCUAAAAACUGCUGGCAGUCAACUUUGGGAUCGUCAUAAACCAUCGAAUUGGAUUAAUGCUGUUGAAUUUGAUCCAACCUCUUUAGUACAGUUGCCUAAAACAGAAAAGCAACAUCUUUAUGAUUAUAAUCAACGUUUCAAAAAUGUUCUACGCAGUCGACAGCCAACAUUAUUCACCUUCACUAGUCCACUGUAUCCUGACAACUAUCCGCCGAAUGUUGAUUGUAUCAAGGUAAUUAAAGCUCCACAAGAAGAUCAACAGAUAGUUCUUGAUUUUCGUGGACCUUAUCAAUUUGAACAAUCAGCUGAGUGCAUCAAUGAUUAUUUAGAAGUUCGUGAUGGUGAAUAUGGUUUCUCACCGUUGAUUGGUAGAUUCUGUUCAGAUAAUCGUCAAUUACAUUCCAUUAAAUCAAAUGGCCAAUGGUUGCGGUUACGUUUUCAUUCAGAUUUUAGUAUUGAAAAAUCUGGUUUUCAGGCUGUUUAUUAUUUUACUAAAUUAAGAGGUAAAGAUGAAGUACUGCCACAAAAACCGAUUAUCUCAACCACAAUAUCUAUCCAAGAUGAAGUAACAUUUGAACAUAAGGAUUUAUUAAACUUGUGGAAGGAUUAUACAAACUCAAUAAUCAAGACAAAAUCACAUCCAGUUGAUCGGCUAACUGAAUUCAUCAUUGAUUUUCGAACAAAUCGAAGUGAUUUGAUCCUUAUGAUUCAUCUAAGCUUAGUGAAAUUUCAAAUCAUUGAUCCAGAGUGUAAAACUAAUAUCAUCGAAAUAUACGACGAAUUCUUUCUAACCGAUAAAGAUACACUGCCUAAAACACCGUCAAUCCUAUCGAAAAGUAGUAAAGGCAGUCAAGUACUACAACGCGUCAAUGAAAAAUACACUCCGAGAGUGAUUCAUACUUGUAAUAAGAAAAAUUUAGAACCGUAUACAUGUAAAUUAGGCCGAGGUGUUGUGCGUAUUCUAGUUUCACCAGAACCAGUGUCAGUUGAGCCUAUGGAAUACACUCAGACGAAUACAACGAAAUCAAUAACUAAAUUGCCUGAGAUCAAGUUAACUGCUACAGUAUUGAAAAAUGCGCUUUGUGAAGAUGACUGGAUUCCGUGUGUACGACCAACUGACUAUAUUGCCUAUAAAGAGUACUACAAUCUAACAGUUCGAUCGAAACCAAAAGAUACACCGACUGAUAUUGAUGAUAAGAAAAGAAUAAUAAGAAUAAGAAUAUCAAGAAGCCGAACAUCAUCAGUAACUGAAUCAAGUAAAACAAAGGGUAAAGAUUCCGUGACUGCAUUGAAAUCUACAAUAUUACUAAGUCAUCCAACACUACCGAAGACAAUUUAUUGCCUGCCACCAAAUUUAGUCUGUAAUGGACAUUGGAAUUGUCCAAAUGGUGAAGAUGAAGACAAGUGUCCACGUCCACCAAAUGGUUUAGAAGCCUACGAUGUAUUUGUACAUGAACAUAACCUAUCAGAUGAAAUGCCUACAGAAAUAAUUGAAGAAAUGAUAACCACUGAAAGAUUAGACAGUAUAUCUGCAUCAUCUGAAGACGACGAUGAAUUUCAUCAUCACACGCCAAUUAUUGCUGGUUUAUUAGGAUUCUGUGCUAUCUGUGGAAUUAUUUCAGCUGGAAUGACAUUGGUCAAUCGAUCGAAGAAACAGAAACAUCCAAAUUUCGGUAGUGUAUGCAAUAGUAUACUAUUUGAGUCUGGAACUUCAUUGAUUACAGCUUUAGAGUCUUCUGGAUCAUUGUCCAAUUUGAAAUCUUUACAAAUAAAUAAUUGCAAAUGUGAAACUAUAAGUUAUGCUGAUGAUUUAAAUAAAAAAGUUCAGUAUAAAGAGUCAACUUACAAUGUUUCAGUUAACACAACUUUUACUACUCCUGUGUCAACUACAACAACGCUGACGACAACCGAUUCAUUAAAUUUAAAUGAUGCAUUAAAACAAGAAGAAGAGAUUAAGCCUUUAAAAACUUCAUCAGACUGUAAUUUUCUAAACUGUGGCAACUUGUGUUCAAAUAGCGCGCCAAAAUCACAAGACUCAUUUAAACAAACAACAGAAUUCAAUGAUGAUGAUAAUGAUGAUGAUGAUAUAGAGAAACAAAAAGAAAUGAAUGAUACUGAACGUCCUAAACAUGAUGAUAUAGAGUCAACAACAAGUGGACUAGCUGAAAUAUUCGAUCGAGCUACAAAACCUUUAGGUUAUAUACACAAAUUAGAUUCAAGUCCAGCAUGGAAUCAAGCCUCGAGUCAGAGUACAAUACAGCAGCAUUUAAGAGAAACACAAAAGUUAAAAUCAACAUUUAAUCCAUAUUUACAUGAAUAUCCAACUAAUCGUAGUUUAGGCCAAUUACCGAAUACUUUAGUUAUCCCUGUAGAUAAAUUAUCAAAACAAUAUCAUUCACCUAUGACACUUCAACGCUCCAUACAUGAAGCGUAUCAUAAAUCCAAGGUUAGUCGUUCUGAUCCUUUUUCAUUGAAAGAACAAUCAGCAUUUGUAUGUAAUACUGAUGGUUCAAAUAUUGAUGAGCACUUACAACUCGAUAAUCUCAGGCGAAGUUUUUCAGUUAGACGUAUUAAAGAUAAUACUAAUACUACUACUACUAAUUAUAAUAACAAUACCAAUUCAUACCAUACACCGUAUAUCUCAUAUACUUCAUUAAAACAAAAUACUCUACCGAGUGGAUUGUUAGAUUAUCAAUAUUUUAAUGAUAAACAUUGUACAAAAUCAUUUUAUCAACCACGAUACAGCCUCGAACAACAACAACAACAACAGACAUCUGAGACAAAUAUAUUCUCCAUAUUGGAUACUGAUUGUCGACAGAAACAAGGACGAUUGCAACAACAAAAACGUAAACAUUUUAAAGGCAGUGCACCGAAACGAGCUAAACAUGAAAAUAAUCUUCUGCUGAAAGAACAAACUAAAUCCAAUACACCCUUAUAUCAGUUAUUACUGUCCAAUGGUCAACAAUACAGAACAACAAAACACGCCCAGCUAAUAAGUUCGCAUAAACUCUUCGAUUCGUAUAAAUCAAGUCAGACAACCAGUGGUGAAAUCUUAGACUUGGACAGCAAUCACGAUCAUCGAAAUACUCCGAAACAACUGCUAACAAAAUCAGCUAAGCCAGCUGGAAUGACAAUGACAUCGUCCAUCCCUACCACAACAACAACAGCAACAGCAACUCUUCCUCCUCUCACUAAUACUACCACUUCCACCUCGACAGUCGUACCAAUGAAUAAUGUUAUAAAAUAUCGCACAAAACUCUUCAGUAACAAAACACCCUUAUCCCCGUCAAAAACAAUAUGGACAAUAGGAUCUUCCAGUGAUAGACAAUGGACUAAACACAGCGAGAAUUCACCACCCAAUGAUGAUGAAUCAUCGUGUUGUAUUUCACAGAAUGAAAGCGAUACUACCACUACUACUAAUACUCCGCCAAGUAAUGAUAGUCAGUUAGCGAGUAAUAUUCGAUUGUCAAAUAAAACUAAACCAUUCCAACAAUCAAUUGUACGCGAAAGAAUGAAUUAUUCUCAUCAAAUGACUAGUGGGCAUUUUGAUCAAGAUUUUAUUCAAAAUACUACUACUACCAUUACUGAUACUACUGAUAAUGUUAAGGACAAUCAUAUCAGUAGUAUAUCUCCACUGACACGUCGUAAUCACAUAACAGGAAGCACUAUAACAUUUGAUAAUUUACAGUUGUUUAAGCAAUCUAAUGAAGUUUAUCUGUGCAAUUGUAAUUUGAACAGUAGCGCUAAAUACAACUUUCCGUCGAGUUAUUCAGUUAUUCAGCAAACUGUAUCACCUGAAAUGAAAUUUAGUCAUACUAUGAGAAAAAAUGCCUCAUGGAAUGAUAUGAGUCGUCAGGUUGAAUAUUUUUAUGGUUAUGAAGACGAAGACGACGAUGAGGACGUCGAGGACGAAGAUGACGCCGCCGAUGAUGGUGAUGAUGACGACGAAGACAAAAACAAUGGCAGCGAUGAUGAUGAUGCAGAAGAGGUAGAAGAUGAUGAUGAAGAUGACGAAGAAGAAGGAGAAGGGGAAGGAGAGGAGGAGGAGGAGUUAAGUGAGCAGAUAAAUGGUAAAAGUGAACAGUCUUCAGAAGUUGACGGUUCCAUAGUGGAUAAAAAUGAAGGUCGACAAGAGUUCACAAAUGCAUACAAUCAUUCGUCGAAUAUAACUCUGCCACAUGAAAGCAGUUCUGAAGAAUCUCCCUGCCAAGUGCAAAUGAGUAAUCAUAGUACUCCUAGACGACAGCCACUUGGAACAUCUGUUGUCAUAAUCACUUCUAAAGGCAGAACAAUACAACCGACGAAAAUUAUAUAA